Messenger RNA from Suillus subalutaceus, 990 nucleotides. RefSeq names its product SOR/SNZ family-domain-containing protein. The transcript has 12 exons. NCBI's taxonomy places the organism in Eukaryota, Fungi, Basidiomycota, Agaricomycetes, Boletales, Suillaceae. Gene Ontology annotation, biological process: pyridoxal 5'-phosphate biosynthetic process; pyridoxine biosynthetic process; amino acid metabolic process. The record is from RefSeq and is a predicted model, not a curated record. Gene Ontology annotation, molecular function: amine-lyase activity. Bases 1 to 990 code for a protein of 329 amino acids.
AUGUCCACUCCUGUUGCAACCUCAAACGGCCCUCAAUCUGCCACCGCCCCAGUGGCGGCUGCCACCAUCCCUCGAUCAGCACAGCGCGAUACAGGAAACAGCAAGUUGGGAACAUUUGGGGUCAAAUCAGGCUUGGCUCAAAUGCUCAAGGGAGGUGUCAUCAUGGAUGUCAUCAACCCAGAGCAAGCACGCAUUGCCGAGGAGGCAGGGGCGUGUGCUGUCAUGGCACUCGAACGUGUUCCUGCAGAUAUUCGCCAAGAAGGCGGUGUUGCCCGCAUGAGCGACCCUGCCAUGAUCAAGUCCAUCGUUGACGCCGUCACCAUCCCAGUCAUGGCAAAAGUACGAAUCGGUCACUUUGUAGAAGCCCAGGCCAGUCCCUAUCUUCAUCCCAUCGGCAUAGACUACAUUGAUGAGUCUGAAGUUCUUACUCCCGCAGACAAUGAACAUCACAUCAACAAACACAAUUUCAAAGUGCCUUUUGUGUGUGGCGCCCGUAACCUCGGCGAAGCCCUUCGCCGCAUUUCAGAAGGAGCUGCUUUCAUCCGGACAAAAGGCGAAGCCGGCACCGGUAACGUCGUCGAGGCAGUGCGUCAUCAACGCUCAGUCAUGAGCGAGAUCAGAAAGGCUAGCGUGAUGAACGAAGAAGAGCUGUACGCAUAUGCAAAGGAGAUCCAAGCCCCGUUCCAUCUCCUCAAGGAAACAGCCCGCCUAAAACGGUUACCCGUCGUCAAUUUCGCUGCUGGAGGUAUCGCCACGCCUGCUGAUGCAGCACUCAUGAUGCAGCUGGGUUGCGAUGGAAUUUUUGUCGGUUCUGGCAUCUUCCACUCUGGCGAUCCGGCCAAACGGGCACGAGCCAUCGUGCAAGCGGUGACUCAUCACAACAACCCCAAGAUGCUCGCUGAGGUAUCCGAAGAUAUCGGUGCUCCUAUGGUCGGUCUCACGAUCGAUGAAAAUUUGAAGGGGGGCAGACUCGCUUCCCGUGGGUGGUGA